This is a messenger RNA of Laetiporus sulphureus 93-53, 1380 nucleotides long. RefSeq names its product glutamate decarboxylase. The record is from RefSeq and is a predicted model, not a curated record. Lineage: Eukaryota; Fungi; Basidiomycota; Agaricomycetes; Polyporales; Laetiporaceae. Gene Ontology annotation, molecular function: glutamate decarboxylase activity; pyridoxal phosphate binding. The transcript has 6 exons. Gene Ontology annotation, biological process: L-glutamate catabolic process. The coding region runs from base 1 to 1380 and encodes 459 amino acids. Gene Ontology annotation, cellular component: cytosol.
AUGACGCUGAUAGGGCCUGCAGGCUGGCUGGCGAUGACGUACUACUACGCGACGGCAUUCCGCACGGGCGUGUACCCCGCGAUCAUGCAGGAUCAGCUGUAUCUUUGGGCGCGCCCGCGUGCCAAAGACGCUAGCACAUGGAAUGACAUGAUCGGUCCGCCGACCAACUAUCAGCUGGGCACGGAUGCGGAGGCAACGUACCAGCUCCUUCACGACGAGCGCUCUCUUGACGGCAUUCCCCUGCUGAAUCUUGCCUCUUUCGUCCACACCUGGAUGCCCAAGCAGGCUGACCAGUUGAUGAUGGCGAAUAUCGGCAAGAAUCUCAUUGACCAAGAUGAGUACCCCAUGACCCGUGCCCACGAGCAUGCCAUCGGCACUGCCACCACCGGCUCCUACGAGGCGAUCCAGUCCGGCGGGCCCGCAAUGAAGCGUAUCUGGCAGGAGAAGCGCAAGGCAGAGGGCAAAAGCAUCCACGAUCCCGGCCCCAACAUCGUCAUGGGCGCGAACGCGCAGGUCGCACUCGAGAAGUUUGCUCGCUACUUUGAUGUGGAGGCGCGUCUCGUGCCGAUCUCGGAAGAGAGCCAUUAUCGUCUUGACCCGAAGAAGGCGAUGGAAUACAUCGACGAGAAUACGAUAGGGGUAUAUGUCAUUCUUGGAAGUACAUAUACCGGUUAUCACAAACCUGUCGAAGAGAUGGCUGAGCUGCUUGACGAGUACGAGGCGCGUACUGGCCAUUCGGUACCCAUUCACGUCGACGGUGCAUCUGGCGGCUUCAUCGCGCCCUUCGCGACGCCGAAGCUCGAGUGGGAUUUCCGCAUCCCGCGUGUCGUCUCCAUCAAUACUUCGGGCCACAAGUUCGGUCUGUCGUACGUCGGCGUAGGCUGGGUUGUGUGGCGCUCCCAGAAAUUCCUUCCGAAGGACCUCAUCUUCGAGCUGCAGUACCUCCGCUCGGUGGAGUACUCCGCAUCCGAUCAUUGCGCAGUCUUCAACUUUGUGCACCUCGGAUGGGAGGCGUACCGUGCUGUCACGUUGGCAGAUUUGAAAAAUGCGAGGUUGUUGAGUCGGGUGCUGGAGAAGAGCGGGUUGUUCGUGGUGUUGAGUGACAUUCACUGGCCGGCGGAGAGUAUGUUAGGUGCCGCAAAGCAAGCGGUUGGACUCGGAUUCGAUGAGGAGAACGUCGAGAGUUAUGUUCCCGGCUUGCCGGUUGUCUCCUUCCGCUUCUCGGAAGAGUAUCGUCAGAAGAACCCUGGCGUGCAGCAGCGCUGGGUGCAGACCCUGCUUCGUGCCAGGAGCUGGAUCGUGCCCAACUACGAGCUCGCCCCCACGCUGCAGGACGUGGAGAUCCUGCGUGUUGUCGUACGCGAGAACCUGAGCGCGUGA